CCUUAUUUUCCUCUUUAUCAAACACAUACAAACCCCAUUAUCAUAUUUGCACGCUCGCUUCCUUCCUCUUCCCCCUUUCUUUUCCAAACACAUACUAUCAUAUAGGAUACACAACAAAACUGUGGCCAAACGCCGAAAUGAGUAUCUGUUCCGAUCAGCAGCACCAUCACAAGUUUUACCCUUCUCAACAACUCCUUUCUCCUAAGAAGUCCCUCAGAGAUAUUGACGUUCCACCAAGGAAGCUCCUCACCCGUCGAGCCGCCGCCGUCGACGCCGGUGAAAUGUUCUCCGACGACACGCUUUUUCAGAAAUUCCUCCCUUGCAACAACCCUGCUGACGAUUCUGGCUCUGACGGCGACGACCCUUACUCGUCCGACCACUUCCGGAUGUAUGAGUUCAAGGUCCGCCGUUGCACUCGCAGCCGGAGCCAUGACUGGACUGACUGCCCUUUUGCCCACCCCGGCGAAAAGGCCCGCCGUCGCGACCCGCGUCGGUAUCACUACUCUGGAACGGUCUGUCCGGAAUACCGGCGCGGCGCGUGCAGCCGUGGUGACAGCUGCGAGUUUGCACACGGCGUCUUUGAAUGCUGGCUCCACCCUGCAAGGUACAGAACCGAAGCAUGCAAAGAUGGAAAGAACUGCAAGAGGAAAGUGUGCUUUUUCGCGCACACUCCGAAACAACUGAGGAUCCUUCCAGUUACAAUGAGUACUUCGAAUGACAUCUCUCCAUGCAAGAAGAACAAGCUUUUCCUGAACCCUUCGUCAGGUUCUUCUAGUAACAAUAGCUGCUGUUUGUUCUGUCACCACUGUGCCGGUGGUGGUGGUGCUGUUAAUUCUCCAACUUCAACGCUUUUAGGCAUGUCCCGUUUUUCGCCGCCGCUCUCACCAUCGUCCUCCGCCACGUCGCCUCCGGUUUCUCCGAUUAGUAGGCUGUCCCGCUACGGUGCGUGUCGUGGUGGCGGUGGUGGUGGUGCCAGUAACUUGAGUUACAAGGACGUGGUUAAUGAAUUGAUGAGUUCUUUGGAGGGUUUGAGUUUUAGCGACGGUUUGAAUUAUAGCGACGUUUCAGGUGUUUCUGCUGCAAAAGUAGCAACUAACAUGCCCUGGGUUGAUGUUCCUCUGAAUUGUGAGGAUCAGCAAGAGUUUAUUUUUUCUCCGUCUUCUCCAAUGAUGAUGACCCCAACAAGAAGCUGUGAUGAUGAUGGGAAAUUUUCGAGGUUUUUUAUUGGCAACGAAAACAGGGUGGUUGCUCAUAAAUCUAAUUCCGAUGCUAAUAUUUCUAAUGAUAUUAAUGGUGCGAAUAAUUGCCCAGCUCCUGAUCUCGGAUGGGUGAAUGAUCUUCUGAUGUAGAAGUUGAAGAUGAUGAUGAUGAGGGAGUUAAGAAAAUGGUCAGGAUGAUUAGCAAGUGUAAAUACUAUGGCGUCUAUUGUUAAUUAUUGUUUUCUAAGUAUUGUUUUGUUUCAUUGCUUUCUGAAUUUGUUGCCAAGUUUGCAACUAUUCUGUAAUUUGUGCAUUUGAAUUUAUAAUUUAAUUUCAUCUUGUUUUUGCCUUAUUAUGUAUAAAGGAGUGUGCUUUGAUUAUUCAUGUUCUUUUGGUUCGUUCU
Arachis duranensis is the source of this 1602-nucleotide messenger RNA. RefSeq names its product zinc finger CCCH domain-containing protein 2. Lineage: Eukaryota; Viridiplantae; Streptophyta; Magnoliopsida; Fabales; Fabaceae. The record is from RefSeq and is a predicted model, not a curated record. Gene Ontology annotation, molecular function: metal ion binding. The transcript has a single exon. Bases 138 to 1349 code for a protein of 403 amino acids.